Messenger RNA from Striga hermonthica, 1167 nucleotides. The record is from the annotation of a GenBank genome assembly. NCBI's taxonomy places the organism in Eukaryota, Viridiplantae, Streptophyta, Magnoliopsida, Lamiales, Orobanchaceae.
AUGGAUUUGGAGAAUGAAUACUAUGUUAUUCGGUUCAAUAAUCCUGCAGAUCAAAUGCGAGCUUUAACGAGCGGCCCCUUGGGUGAUUUUUUUAUCACUACCUUCAUGUGCAACCUUGGACUCUGGACUUUCGGUCGGAAGACUUACGAGUUCAAAAGGUGGUGGCGUGGGUACGCCUGCCGGCGUUACCGGUGCAUUUCUACCAUCAAAAUUUUUUUAAGUCCAUUGGGAAAAUGGUUGGCAAAGUCGGGGGAUGGAGGUCAAUGGUGGUUAACAUUUGGGCUACGUUGUUUUAAGUUUGUCCUAGGUGUUAAGAAAAUGCCGGAAAUUCAGUUAGGCGCGCACACAAUAAGAUCCCAUGGUGCUCAAGUAGCCAGGUUUCACAUGCACGAUUGGCUUAUUCUUCUGCUUCUUGUGGUGAUAGUGGCCGUUCUGAAUGUCAUAGAGCCAUUUCACCGGUUUGUUGGUGAAGACAUGAUGACUGACCUGAUGUACCCGUUGAAAGAGAACACCAUCCCCUUUUGGGCUGUUCCGAUAAUCGCUAUAAUAUUGCCUUUCACAGUCAUCCUCGUCUUUUACUUUAUCAGACGGGAUGUCUAUGAUUUGCACCACGCGAUGUUGGGCCUGCUCUUUUCUGUACUUAUAACUGCUGUUCUUACUGAUGCAAUCAAAGAUGCUGUUGGUCGCCCUCGACCUGACUUCUUCUGGCGUUGUUUCCCUGAUGGUAGAGGGGUGUUUCAUAACGUGACAAGGGAUGUCCAAUGUACUGGAUCAAGGAGUGUUAUAAGAGAAGGUCAUAAAAGUUUCCCCAGCGGACAUACUUCAUGGUCCUUCGCUGGUCUUGGCUUCCUAGCCUGGUACUUGUGUGGUAAAAUUAAAGUGUUUGAUCGUAGAGGCCAUGUGGCAAAGCUGUGCAUUAUGUUUGUGCCUUUACUACUGGCAGCAUUAGUCGGAGUUUCAAGAGUGGAUGACUAUUGGCACCAUUGGCAAGAUGUCUUUGCUGGAGGUCUACUAGGGUUGACAAUUGCUUCAUUCUGUUACUUGCAAUUCUUUCCUCCACCGUAUGACAUAGAUGGUUGGGCGCCUCAUGCGUAUCUUAAUAUGCUUGCUGAGUCACAGGGGGGCAGCAGAGAUCAUGCAAGGCAGUCUGAAACCGAUAGCGUGUAG